Vigna radiata var. radiata (mung bean) is the source of this 798-nucleotide messenger RNA. RefSeq lists its product as uncharacterized. The coding region runs from base 1 to 798 and encodes 265 amino acids. Lineage: Eukaryota; Viridiplantae; Streptophyta; Magnoliopsida; Fabales; Fabaceae. The transcript has 2 exons. The record is from RefSeq and is a predicted model, not a curated record.
AUGGUUAGAACUAGAGGUGCAUCGUCUUAUCAUGGUGAGAUUUCUUCGUGUGGUAAGUCUUCAUCUUUGUCACAUCCUGAAAGGAGAAGACCUACGACAUCCGCUCGUAGAAAACGCGUUCAAGAAAGUCAGGUGGACGUGAUUGAGGAGCACGAGGAGCAUGAGCAACAUGACGAGGGUAUUCAGCACGAGUAUGACCAGGGUAUUCAGCACGAGUAUGACGAGGGUAUUCAGCACGAGUAUGACAAGGGUAUUCAGCACAACUAUGUUGAGGACGACUAUGUUGAGCAGGAGGAUGUUUGUGAAGAACAAGAUGAAGAAGGUGGAUUCCAAGGAGGUCCACAGGACACCUCCUUGCUUACUCACUACACCGAUCACGUUGCAUUUGCCAUAUGGCAAGGUCGGGAUCGACAGGAGAUGAAGGUCAUCUCCCAUGGUAAAAAACUUAAACACUUUGGAAUGUAUCAUGAGACUAUUGAGCCUUUUAUCACCAUGUCAGACUUGAGUUCAUUAGUGAACUUAUCAUAUGAGUAUACCGAUCAUGGAUUGAUCGUGACCCUUAUGGAGAGGUGGCAUUUGGAGACAAAUAGUUUCCACCUCCCGGUAGGUGAAAUGUCAGUUACACUAGAUGACGUCCACAAUCUCCUCCACCUACCUAUUAUCGGUCAGUUUUGUGAGGUCGAGGACUUAAAGUAUGAGGAGGCUCGAUCUCAUAUUAUGGAUUUGUUGGGUGUGGACCGCACCAAAGCUACAACAGAGAUGACCCGCACACACGGUCCAAAAGUCAAGUUAAGCUAG